AUGAGAUCAAAAUUCAGUACAUGCAAAUUCUUGGUAGAAAUCAGUUGAAGUUGUUUGAUAUAAUUAUAAUCUUUGUAUAUUACUUAUUUAAUAACUGGAUAUAGUACUGAGUAUUUUUACUAAAAGCCGCCACAAUGAAUAAAAUCCUGUUAGUUGUUUUGAUUUUUACUGCCCUCUUGAUGGUGUCAGAGUCGAGCCCUUGUCGUCCAAGAAAAUCUAGUUGUCGGAGCAAGUGUGAAGAGAAAAGUCAUAAAAACAACUGUGACGACUCAUCAUCUUCUUCAUCGUCUUCGUCAUCAUCAUCGUCAGAAGAAGAUAAAAAUAAAUGCGACUCGUCUUCAUCAUCAUCGUCGUCAUCAUCAUCAUCGUCUGAAGAAAAUGAAGUUACCUGUAAGCGAAAUGAUCACGACUCUUCUUCUUCAUCUUCCUCGUCGUCCUCAUCUUCAGAGGAGGAAAAACCACGCAAGCAUCACCACAAGAAAGCUAAACAUAUUAAACAGUAGUCAGCACAGAAGCAAACGACUCAGUAUCAAAAUAUGUUAAAUAAACUGUACGUAUGAACAGUAUAAAGUGAUCCAAUAUAGUUGUUUUAUAUUCAGUAAAAAAAAAUAUUUUUGUAAAAAAAUUACUUUAUUGUAACUAUAACAAUUUGUAAAGUACAAAAGGCGGACGGCUAAAAAAAAUAAUCUAACAGUUUACCAUUGAGAGAACCUUUGUGUGGGUAAUAAUAAGUAAUGUAUCAUAAACAUAGUUACUAUACCGCAUAUACCUUAAAGCUAUGCUAAAUAUA
Molecule: messenger RNA, 790 nt
Organism: Amyelois transitella
Lineage: Eukaryota; Metazoa; Arthropoda; Insecta; Lepidoptera; Pyralidae
Exons: 7
Coding region: 135-503 (122 amino acids)
Source: RefSeq, a predicted model, not a curated record